AUGACUUCACUUAUUGUGAUUGAAACAGUCUUAGCAGCCAAGGUGACUCCCCUGCUAAUGAAUUGGGUGAAUCGCGAAAAUCCUGAUGGAAAAUCCACGAAAGAUUCACAUCUAGUUGUUUCAGUGGCAUUUGUUGUUAUGGUUCUUGGAUCUGUGGUUUCUGGGGGUGAUGUUAGGUUUUCAUUGGCAAGAAUCAAUCGAAAUUGGAUUCUGCUGAACAUUAAAGGUCAUUUCCAGGUAUACCUGGCUCUUAUUGCCUCGAAUAUGAAGCUUACAAGUAUCUCCACGAGCAUUUCCAUGGUAUUUGUAACCUUGCUUACCAUUGUCUACUUGCCAUUUGUCGUCACAAACAUCAUUGACCGUGCCAGGAAGCACUCACCUACACAAAGAAUGGCACUUCAAUGGCACAGUCCAAUCGAUGAGCUCCAGAUUCUACUCUACAUACAUGGGUCACAAAUUGUUUUAUCAGCUAAAAAUUUCAUGGAGAUUUCUCAAGGGCUAGCAGAACCAGGUAUCAUGGUUUUUCUGACUGAUGUAAUAGAAUUAACAGAUAGGAUAUCAGCUGCAUUAACACACAAUGAGGGUGCAGAUGGCUUGACCGUGACUGAUCCAACCGUUGUUGGAAUGAGAGAGCAAAUAACAAAUGCAGUUAAUGAUUACCUGAAUAAGGAUGGAGAUGGAAUUAAUGUUAGGCGAAUGCUUGCUCUUUCCACUAUGAAUAGCAUGCAUCACGAUAUCUGCAUUUUGGCUAAGGAUCUUAUGGUUUCGUUGAUAGUAUUACCAUUUCACAAGCAACAGGAAGCAGGAUGA
This is a messenger RNA of Fraxinus pennsylvanica, 810 nucleotides long. The record is from the annotation of a GenBank genome assembly. Lineage: Eukaryota; Viridiplantae; Streptophyta; Magnoliopsida; Lamiales; Oleaceae.